AUGGGGUUGAAGCACCAAACUCCCAAAAGCUCUUCUUCCAACUUCUUCUCUUGUAGAUAUUCAACCAUUUUCACCUUACUUCUACUCUUUACAUCCUUUUUCCUCUUCCUUGCAUCACUUAGGAACCUUCAGGAACCAUUCUUCUGGGCUGAUUAUACCCAAUUCAAUGGUGAUCUUAGAGAUGCUAAAUUCCCAUGGAACAAACUUUGUUUCGGACCAACUUUCGAAAAGCUCAAGAUUGCUGUCUUCUCCAAGACAUGGCCUGUUGGUGCAGCCCCAGGUGGCAUGGAGCGCCAUGCUUCCACUUUGUACCAUGCACUUGCUUCUAGGGGCCAUGAGAUUCAUGUCUUCACUGUGCCUUCAGAUAGGAGGCCUCGCUGGGACAUACAUGAAGGUAACCUUCAUGUCUACUUUGCAGCAAAUGAUCAUGGCUCAGUCAACAUCUCUUUAGCAUUUGAUGUUUUCAAUAAAGUGAAUGAAAAUGGGGCAUUUGAUUAUGUGCACACUGAGAGUGUUUCGUUGCCUCAUUGGCGUGCGAAAAUGGUGCCUAAUGUGGCUGUCACUUGGCACGGGAUAUGGUAUGAAAUUAUGCACUCCAAGUUACUGCAAGAGCUUCUUUCAAAUCCAAAAGGGCAGCUAUCAGAGCCUAUGACAGAGCUUCAUGAAGCAAUGCCAAGGCUUGUCGAGGAAAUUCGUUUCUUUAAAAGCUACACUCAACACAUAUGCAUAAGCAGUAGUGCUGGUGAGGUUCUAGUUAACAUCUAUCAACUUCCCCAAAGAAAUGUCCAUGUCAUACUCAAUGGGGUUGAUGAAACAGAAUUUACCCCGGAUCAAGAAGCAGGUGCAAGGUUCCGAGAAAAAUAUGGGGUGCCUGCCAAUGUGAGCAUUGUGAUGGGAGUUGCAGGGCGGUUGGUCAGGGACAAAGGGCAUCCACUUCUCUACGAAGCCUUUUCUUCAAUUGUCAGACGCCACCCCGGUGUGUUUUUGCUUGUAGCAGGCUCAGGUCCUUGGAGAAGAAGGUAUGCUGAAUUAGGCCCCAAUGUGAAGGUUCUAGGAGCAUUGGAGCCAUUGGAGCUGUCUAAAUUUUACAAUGCACUUGAUGUGUUUGUGAACCCAACAUUGAGGCCCCAAGGGCUUGAUCUUACAUUGAUUGAAGCAAUGCAAAGUGGGAAGGCAGUUCUAACCCCAAACUAUCCAAGCAUAGUUGGGACAGUGGUUGUGGAUGAAGAAUUUGGAUACACAUUUUCACCCAAUGUCAAGUCUUUUGUAGAGGCCUUAGAGUCAGCAAUUAGAGAUGGGCCUAAUGUGCUGAAGAGGAAAGGCCUGGCUUGCAAGAAAUAUGUGGUUUCAAUGUUCACUGCAACUAAAAUGGCAUCUGCUUACGAGCGUUUCUUUCUCUGCAUGAAGAACACAAAAUAUUGCCAGUACCCUCUUCCCACAGACUGUUAAAAGUUCGUUCGGAGUUCCACCGUUGAAGCAACAUUUGGUAUAUGAAUAUUUAUACACUUUUGAAUCUUAUUUACUUAUAUAUAUGAUGUACUUAUCCGGCCAAAUAA
Prunus persica (peach) is the source of this 1556-nucleotide messenger RNA. RefSeq lists its product as uncharacterized. Gene Ontology annotation, molecular function: glycosyltransferase activity. The transcript has a single exon. The coding region runs from base 1 to 1449 and encodes 482 amino acids. NCBI's taxonomy places the organism in Eukaryota, Viridiplantae, Streptophyta, Magnoliopsida, Rosales, Rosaceae. The record is from RefSeq and is a predicted model, not a curated record.